Molecule: messenger RNA, 2976 nt
Organism: Centruroides sculpturatus (bark scorpion)
Lineage: Eukaryota; Metazoa; Arthropoda; Arachnida; Scorpiones; Buthidae
Gene: Ankle2
Product: ankyrin repeat and LEM domain-containing protein 2-like
Exons: 1
Coding region: 160-2721 (853 amino acids)
Biological process (GO): negative regulation of phosphorylation
Cellular component (GO): endoplasmic reticulum
Molecular function (GO): protein phosphatase 2A binding
Source: RefSeq, a predicted model, not a curated record
AAUUUUGGAAUUUGAUCGCCUGAAUAAGCAUUACAUAGACGCGAUGAGGAAAGUAGAUCGCUUAUAUUUGGUUUGUUUCCGUUUAUAUUGAGUUUAAUUACUCGAUUUAAAGCUUUAUGUUUAUCAUUUCGGAGUUAUAAAACUGUCUUGCGGAUCGUUAUGGAUUCACAAUCGUCAAUUGAUCACUCGUUGUAUUAUGGUGUGGCUCUGUUACCUGGCACUGUGUGUGUGGACGAUGAGAAACCUCCACUGGUGUAUGCUGAUAAGAAAGAAGCGUUAAAAGCAGUUAAGAAGUAUAAAGGAGCUCGUUUUAAAGCUUUCCCUACUAAAGAUGAAGCUGUAUCUUUUUCUAAAUGUACAACUGAUUGUUUAUCUCCAGUUGCGAAACAACCGCAUUCUCUACGACUUCCGGAUCUCUUCUUUAUGAUUGAAAAAUCUAGCCCAUUUAAGGCACCUAAAAGUCAAGACAUGGUCAAAUUGAGAAAGGCUAUAGAGAAAGGAGAUGCUGAUUUUUUCAAGCACACCGUCUGGUCGAAUCCUAGAUAUCUGAUUAGCAGCGGCGAUACACCUUCCGUCCUUCAGGAAGGUUUCAGAUAUAACGCCCUUCACGUCGCCGCUAAAAGUAAGCAAGCCGCUAUGUGUCGUUCGAUUCUCUCUACCAUCGAAGAUCCAAAAUUCAUGCGUUUAUUAUACAAUGAUGACUCUGAUAUCGUGUGCCAGCAAAGAAUCGACUUUAUUACCGAUCUGUAUCUAAAUAUGCCCGAUAAAGGAUUGUGCGAGACACCUUUGCACUUUGCUUCGAAGUUCGGCUGCUUGGAGUGUGUACAAAUUCUUUCAUCUCAUCCAAAAUCUGAUCUGAAGAGGAAGAAUAAAUACGGACAGACGGCUAAAGAUAUAAUUUGUGAUAGAUGUCCAGAUGCUAACUCUGAAUUUAAAAAACAGAUUGAAUUGGUGUUUGAAGAUCGCUGUUAUGUUACUGUUUUAAGAUCGGAUGAUAAUUCAUUUCAACCCAUUAUAAGUGAAUUUUAUUCUGCAGAUAGUGAAAAUGUUACAGAUAUGAACAGAAAGGGACUUGAAUCGAGUAGUCCAAGAGAUUCUUCUAUGUCAGUGAAAGCAGUUGCAGGCCCUAUGUCUCCAAUUCAGGCAAAACAUUUUUAUAAAAAAUGGAAAACGCCACCUAGGAAUGAUAUGAAAAAAUUGUAUACAAUAAGAUUAAGUGAUAUGGAAAAAGGAUUAGAAGUAGUUGGAAGAGAACUUGCAAAACAAUAUAAAGUAUCUUGGAAAGAAUAUUGGUCAUUUUUAGAUUGUUGGUGUGAUCUAUCUUCUCCAGAUGGUCUUCUCAAACUAGAAAUGUACCUGAAGGAUAAGUAUGAAGAGAUUCUUUCUGAUAUACAAAAUGAUAAAAUUACAGAAACAAAUUCUUCCUUAAAUAGAAAAGAUUUAAAUCAGUCUUCUGUAAAUUGUCCAGUUAGCCCAGUAAGCAAUAUAUGUCUUAUGUUAGAUGAAAUACACUUUAAUAAAAAUGAAUUAAUUAAUAAUUCUAAUAAUAUUGGACAUAAAACAUCAAAAUAUGAUGAUUAUCAUUUGUCUGAUAUUUCAAAAGUUUUACAAUUUGAUGAUAACUGUGAUCAAGAUCAGCCUGUAGAAAAUGCUAAAGAAAAAUCUUUAAAUUGCUUUGAUAAUUUAUGGAAUUUAUUUGUAGAAAAUAAUUCAAAUUCUGAUAUUCAAGAUCAGAUACUUAAUGAAAAAGAUUCUGAUUCUUCUGAUAAUAUUGCAACAAAGUUUUUAAUUCAGAAAUUAACUGUAAAAUUAGAAGAAAUAAUUUCAUCUGAAGAGAAUUUUUGUAGUUUGGCAUUAAAUAAUGAUUUUAUGGAUAGUGUACUUCCUCAUGUACAAUAUUUACUUGAAACAAUUUCCAAGCUUAACAUGGAUAAACAAUUAAACAAAAUGCAAGAUAAUAUUGCAAGAACUAUUGCUGAAAAUCUUAAACAGCAUUUAGUUUCUCAUGAAUUACAAAUAUUGGCUAAAUUUAUAAAAGAUUAUUUGUGUUAUAAUCAGGAAUUAUCAUCAUCUGAAGAAGAAAAGGAAAGUCAUUAUUCUCAAACAAUUUAUACUUAUUUUAGUAAAAAUCAAUUAUAUUUUCAUUUAAAAUGUAUUCUUAAAUUAAUAUAUAGUUAUAUUUCUAUAUGUAAUAUUAAACAAGAUGGAAACGAAGAAAUGUUCCAAUGUAAUUGGAAUGGUUUGAACAUAAUCACAAAAUGCACCGAAAAUGAAAAAUCAAAAUCUGAAAGCAUGAAUAUUUCUUAUGCCGAAAGUGACUCUUCAGAUGAUGAUUUUUAUACCCCUCCAAGUUCAUUUGGAUCUCUAGAAGAUUCAAUAAGCAAGAAAAUUCCGGAAGAGUUUAAGAUUUUUAUACACGGUCACUUUCCUUCAAAAUUGGAUGCCGACGUGUUAAGAGCAAUAGGUAACGUUGAAAUAGAUCAAACACUCUAUCCUUAUACACAUCACUGGAGAAGUCAAAUCAGUGCUUUUCCUUCGGAAGAAUCUGCCAGUUGGCCAAGUCCUAUUGUAUCGAAUCACAAGAGAAUGCAUUUUUCUACAUCGGACCAGUGGAAUGCCUCUCUUUUAUGGACGUCAACCCCGCGAUACGAAUCGGAUUGUUUGAGUCCCAUGGCAAAUAACUAUAACAAGCAAUUAAAAAAUGGAGUUCAGUCAAAAUAAUCUAAAAGACCACUUGUGUUUACAUUAUGUAAAAUGUACUGUUAAUUAAAUAUUUAUGUAUAAAUUUAUGAUUUCAUUUUGUUUAUGGACGAGUUAUUGAUUGUGUGAAUCGUUUCCAUAAAAAUAAAUGUUAAAAUUUUAUAUUUUAAAGAGAUUUGUUUGUUAGAAAAUGGGUGAACUUAUACAGGAACGUGGAUUGUAAUAACUUAUACAGGAAUAAUUUACUUUUGAUUUGAAAAUAAAAACAUUUUUUUU